CCUUCUGCCCGAUAGGACGGACCGAGACCCUUUUGCUCUGAGUUAUUUGAUUGAUUGCAAGUUCGACACAGUAUUCCGGUUCAGAGUUACCUCGGUGAAGCUUGUGUCAACCGGCAUUCAAUCCAGAGCUAGCUAGGCGCUUUUAUUUCCGCUGACAAAAUAGUGAAAGUAUUUCCAUUUACGUAGUACCUAUUGUGUGUUUGAUUUCCCGCAUUUGUUAUUUCGAAUUUUGAUUCAAGUGAUCUGUAGAUUGGCAAGCAUGGCAAGCAAAAUGAAGAAAGAGAAAGUUGCUAUCAUUGGAAGCGGUCUUAUAGGACGCUCCUGGGCAAUGCUGUUCGCUGGCGUUGGCUAUCAGGUGACCAUCUACGAUAUCAUACCCGAUAUUGUGGAAAAGGCACUGAAGGAAACGAAGCUGGAACUGGACAACAUUGAGAAGCAGGGUCUUCUUCGGGGCAUUCUAUCUGCGGCGGAGCAGUUUGCCUGUAUUAGCGGCACGGACAAUCUGAAGGAUGCCAUCACGGGGGCGAUCUACGUACAGGAGUGUGUCCCGGAGCGGCUGGAUAUCAAGAAGAAGCUCUACACCGAGGUGGAUGGACUGGUAGGCCCGAACACGAUCCUGGCCAGUUCGACAAGCACCUUUAUGCCUUCGUUGUUUAGCGAAGAUAUGAAGCAUCGUGCGCAGGUUCUGGUAGCUCACCCGGUGAACCCUCCGUACUAUGUCCCUCUGGUGGAAAUCGUUCCGGCCCCGUGGACCAAACCCGAAUAUACGGCAAAAGCACGCGAACUCAUGACGGAAAUAGGCCAGAAACCGGUUACGCUGUCACGUCAGAUCGAAGGCUUUGCCCUGAACCGCAUCCAGUAUGCGAUCCUCAACGAAACUUGGCGCCUGGUGGCGGACGGUAUACUAAGUGUGAAAGACAUUGAUGUGGUAAUGUCGGAGGGGUUGGGCAUGCGGUAUGCGUUCCUCGGACCUCUUGAAACGGCACAUCUUAAUGCGGAAGGAAUGCUAAACUACUGUGAUCGGUACUGUAAUACGAUCUAUGCCGUCAGUCAAACGAUGGGCCCAACGCCACGAAUGGAGGGCAAGGUAGCGGAACAGGUGGCCAAGGAGCUGGAGGAGAUGGUACCGAUCGACAAACUGCCCGAGCGUCGUGCAUGGCGCGAUGCCUGUUUGACGAAGCUGGCUCAGCUGAAGAAGAAUAUUUAAGCUCAGGAAAACAUUUGUCCUUUCUUUUAAUGAAUCUGACCUCUGGAAUGCAUAGACAUUAUGCAGUAAUAAAGGGAACGUAAUA
This is a messenger RNA of Anopheles moucheti, 1292 nucleotides long. It is a transcript of the gene Had1, whose product is annotated as lambda-crystallin homolog. The transcript is spliced from 4 exons. Gene Ontology annotation, biological process: fatty acid metabolic process. The record is from RefSeq and is a predicted model, not a curated record. The coding region runs from base 260 to 1207 and encodes 315 amino acids. Lineage: Eukaryota; Metazoa; Arthropoda; Insecta; Diptera; Culicidae. Gene Ontology annotation, molecular function: NAD+ binding; oxidoreductase activity, acting on the CH-OH group of donors, NAD or NADP as acceptor.